ACCCGCCCACUUCCUCUUCGCACUUUUCCCGCGAAAGGUUAUCCGCACAGCCUGCGUGCGUGAGAAGCAGCUUAGCAUUGCAAACAUCAACUUUGUGCAGCUAGUCAUGGCAAAGCAAAGUUCCAUCUUUAAUUUCUUUACAAAGUCGCCGCCAGCCGUCGCGAAAACAAAAUCUAAUCCGUCUCCAACCGAAGCAGAUUUGCCUUCUUCAGUUUCCAAAUCCAGCAGUUCCCCCAAGGAGGAAGCUAAACAAGCAGCCCAGAACAGCAAGAAGGCUGCGGAAAAACCCCGCAAGACUCAGACUAAAGGCGGUCAUGGCAGACCUUCUGGACAAAGAGCUACGGAUACAAAUCAGAGCUCUUCAUUCUCUCUCCAUGCGGGUGACCUGGUAUGGGCAAAACUAGAAGGACACCCAUGGUGGCCCUGCAUGAUAGUGCCCCACCCGUUGAGUGGGCAGCAGAUGAGGGGCAGAGGCCAAGAUCAGAGAGUGCAUGUCCAUUUUUUUGAUGAGCCAGCAACGAGGGGUUGGGUCAGAAAGAAUUACAUACGAGAAUAUAAAGGUUCAGAGAGUGCUGAUGCCAAAACAGGUGGUUUGUUCUUCAGUGGCAAGCCUGUGAUUCGCAGGGCAAUGGAGUUGGCAGACCGCGUGCUGCAGGACAGUCCUGAAAAGAGACUAAAGUUGCCGAUAUGUAUGGAUGCCUCUGAUGAGGAAGCGGAGGAUGAAGAAAUGAUGGAGGUUGAAAAAUCAACACCAUCAGAUGAAGAAAUGUCAGAAGAUGAGGUUCAGAAGGUGAAGCCUAGCAGGCGUUCAUCACGUGCUGCAGCAGCGCAUGCUCAGAAACCCAAACGUCGGCGUAUUGUGGUGGCCUCUGACAGUGAAGGCUCUGAUGAGGAGUUCAAGCCAGAUCAGGCAGAAACCAGCAGUGAGGAUGAAGAUGGGGUCACUGAUGGGGUCAGUGAGGCGGAGGAGAGUAUAUCUGAAUCUGAACCGGACAGUCCUGUGAAACCUGUAAAACGGAAACGUGUAACAGAGAAAAUGGAUAAAACAAAGAGUACACCUAUACCGUCAGAGAUCCACAAGAGCAAUGCUGUGGGUCUUGCAACUGACACAAAGUCACGUCUGUCUGCUUUUUCUGCUCCAGACAGCUUUGAGAGUCAGGGCAGUGCUGCAGGAAACCUAGAUGGCGUUGGUGUGUGGGACCAUGAAAAAUUGGAUUGGUUGCGGGAUGGCAAAAGAAAGGAUGCUCGGAGGAGGCGUCAGGUGGAUGAGGACUAUGAUCCAACCACUCUAUUUGUGCCUGAAGACUUCCUUAACAGGGUUACACCUGGCAUGCGUCGAUGGUGGCAGCUCAAGUCAGGGAUGUUUGAUACUGUUCUUUUCUAUAAAGUCGGCAAGUUUUAUGAGCUCUACCACAUGGACGCUGUGAUUGGUGUCAAUGAGUUGGGGCUUACUUUCAUGAAAGGCACCUGGGCACAUUCUGGUUUCCCUGAGAUAGGUUUUGGCCGUUUCUCUGAUGUGCUCGUACAAAAAGGUUACAAGGUGGCACGCGUAGAACAGACUGAGACCCCUGAAAUGAUGGAAGCACGAUGCAAGGCUAUGGUGCGUCCGACUAAAUUUGACCGUGUAGUCCGGCGAGAGGUAUGCAGAGUAAUCACCCGGGGCACCCAGACAUAUAGUGUGCUUGAUGGUGCCCCUUCUGAGGCCGAGAGCAAGUACCUGCUGAGUGUGAAAGAAAAAAAUCAGGAGGAAAACGCAGGCCAAUGUCACAUAUAUGGGGUCUGCUUCAUUGACAGCUCAGUGGGUCGCUUUUAUGUAGGCCAGUUCCAAGAUGACCGCCACUGUUCCCGUCUGCGUACCUUACUUGCACAUUAUGUGCCAGCCCAGGUGCUAUUCGAGAAGGGUAACUUGUCAGCUGAGACGCGGAAGAUCUUCAAGGCUGCUCUGUCCUCAGCAAUGCACGAGAGUCUCAAUGCUGGCUCACAAUUCUGGGAUGCUCAGAAAACCCUGAAAACCUUAGCCGAUGAAGACUACUUUAAAGAAAGUAAAGAAGAGAGCGAUAAUUCUUCAGCUCUCCCCAGUGCUCUAAAAGCAAUGACUUCUGAAAGCGACUCGCUAGGUCUUACUCCUAAAGACGGAUAUGAACUUGCUCUCUCUGCACUUGGGGGAUGCAUAUUCUAUCUUAAAAAAUGUCUGGUUGAUCAAGAGCUUCUUUCUAUGGCUAACUUUCAGGAAUAUGUUCCAGUGGAUGUGGAGAUACAGCAGUCAGAGAAUGCAUCAAAUUUCUUUGCCCAAACUUGCCAACGCAUGGUGCUGGAUGGAGUGACACUGGCCAACCUUGAGAUUCUCCAGAAUGGUUCUACUGGAGGCACAGAAGGCACUCUGCUUGAACAGUUGGACACCUGCUGUACUCCUUUUGGCAAGAGGCUGCUAAAACAAUGGCUCUGUGGUCCCCUCUGUAACCCAGCCUCCAUUAAUGAUCGGUUGAAUGCUGUUGAAGACCUAAUGGCUGCUCCAGCACAAGCUACUGAGGUUACAGAACUCCUGAAGAAACUCCCAGACCUUGAAAGGUUACUCAGCAAAAUCCAUAGUAUGGGUACUCCUCUGAAGGCACAGGACCACCCGGACAGCAGAGCAGUUCUUUAUGAGGAGAUUGUCUAUAGCAAACGCAAGAUUGCUGACUUCCUUUCAGCACUGGAAGGGUUCAAAUCCAUGCAGGAAAUAGUCUCAAUCUUGGAGUCAGUCUCAGAAGGAUUCCAAUCUAAAUUGCUUCGGCAAGUAGUGAUCCUAAAAACAAGAAGUGAUGAGGGGCUUUUUCCCGAUCUUAGACCGGAGCUUAACCGCUGGGACACAGCUUUCGACCAUCAAAAAGCACGUACGACUGGUGUGAUUACACCCAAGGCUGGCUUUGACCCCGAGUAUGAUCAGGCUCUGAGUGGGAUCAAGGACUGUGAGAGAAAACUGCAAGACUACUUGGAUAGACAGAAGAAGAGACUUGGCUGCAAGAAUUUAUCUUACUGGGGCACAGGACGGAACCGAUAUCAAAUGGAGGUUCCAGACAGUGUUUCUGAGAGGAGCAUACCAGAAGAAUUUGAGGUGAGGUCCACAAAGAAGGGCUGGAAGAGAUACUCAACAAAGGAGAUUGAGCAUAUGUUCUCAGAGCUGCAGAGCUGGGAAGACAAAAGGGACACUGCACUGAAAGAUUGCAUGAGGAGACUGUUUUACAACUUUGAUAAAAACUACAGAGACUGGCAGACUGCUGUGGAGUGCAUGUCGGUUCUUGAUGUGCUGUUGAGUUUGUCCCGAUACAGCCAGAGUGGGAACGGGCCGAUGGUAAAACCAGAGAUUGUUCUGCCAGGUAAUAGCCCCCAUUCUUCCCCUUUCCUGGACCUCCGAGGAUCCCGGCACCCCUGUGUCACCAAAACCUAUUUUGGUGAUGACUUCAUCCCCAAUGACAUCUUUAUUGGUUGUCCUGGCAAUGAGGAAGAGGAGAGCGAAGGCAACAAGAAGGCACUAGCCCCAUGUGUACUUGUCACGGGGCCAAACAUGGGAGGCAAGUCCACCCUAAUGAGGCAGUGUGGCCUGAUUGUGAUCUUGGCUCAGUUGGGUUGCUAUGUGCCUGCUGAAAGCCUGCGCCUAACCCCUGUGGACCGAGUGUUCACUCGCCUUGGUGCCUCAGAUCGUAUCAUGUCUGGAGAGAGUACUUUCUUCGUGGAGCUUAGUGAAACAGCCAGUAUCCUCCUGCAUGGGACCACUCAUUCACUUGUUCUUCUUGAUGAACUGGGCAGGGGUACAGCCACCUAUGAUGGCACAGCCAUAGCAAGUGCAGUGGUGAAGGAACUGUCGGAGAGGAUCUGUUGCCGAACUCUGUUCUCCACCCACUACCACUCACUGGUAGAAGACUACGCUCAGGACUGUGCUGUUAAACUUGGUCAUAUGGCCUGCAUGGUGGAGAAUGAGUGUGAUGAGGAUCCUAGCCAGGAGACCAUCACAUUCCUGUACAAGUUCAUCAGUGGUGCUUGUCCCAAGAGCUACGGAUUUAAUGCUGCACGCCUUGCCGAUAUCCCUGAAGAGGUGCUUCAGUCAGGACAUUGUAAAGCCCGUGAGUUUGAGAGGAGCACCAUGGCUCUGAGGAUCUUCAAGAAAGUGUGUUCAUUUACUGAAGAUCGCACAGCUAACCAUGAACAGUUUGCCAGACUGGUUCAGAUGAUUGGUAACCUUUAAUAGAGAAAAGAGUUGUACUCUGUAUAAGAUGGCUAUUGUUCAACUGGAAAGUAUUUUCACUACUACUGACAUGAUCUAAUAAAGUUUAUUCUUAAAAACGCACACGUUCUCGCUUUCACUAGGAAAUUAGAUCUUUACCAAUAUCUACUUAAUGAUUAAGUAUGUAUGUCACAAUAUAUUAAGUCUAGCUGUCAUGGAACAUGCAUACAAUUCUGGCUGUAUAAGAACCCAGUCAUCAGAUGCAGUUGUAGGAAAAAAGCCAAAGCAAAAAAAGAAAAAAAUGUCAGUAUUAAUCUGAGCUUCAAUAAAGCAAGAAACUGCUUUACAUUUUCUGCAGCAGAGUAGCUCAUUCAUUUGGUUUAACCCUUUCACCCAGGACAUUUCGAGGAAAAGGCAACGAUCAGUGACGUUAUGAGAAUGCUUCUAUACAUAUUUCACCAGUCAUUAUUGGGUGAAAAAUCUGACGACUAUUAGCAGAGGAAGGGUAAUCCCAAGGAGGACAAGUCAGAGAUGGAUUAUACAGUCAUUAAAAAAAGAAGUUAAACAGAGGUAUUUUCAAAAUCAAGAACGUACAGAGGCCACAACCUUUACUCCAUUAGGCUUGUGAAAACACUCGUUCUGCCAUUAAAACAUUUUCCCUUUAAUUAAAAAAAAACAAACAAAAAAAAAAAA
Pangasianodon hypophthalmus (striped catfish) is the source of this 4894-nucleotide messenger RNA. RefSeq names its product mutS homolog 6 (E. coli) (gene msh6). NCBI's taxonomy places the organism in Eukaryota, Metazoa, Chordata, Actinopteri, Siluriformes, Pangasiidae. Bases 107 to 4222 code for a protein of 1371 amino acids. The transcript has 10 exons. Gene Ontology annotation, biological process: mismatch repair. Gene Ontology annotation, cellular component: MutSalpha complex; nucleus. Gene Ontology annotation, molecular function: mismatched DNA binding; ATP-dependent DNA damage sensor activity; ATP binding. The record is from RefSeq and is a predicted model, not a curated record.